Alternaria postmessia is the source of this 1650-nucleotide messenger RNA. RefSeq lists its product as uncharacterized. Gene Ontology annotation, biological process: L-glutamate catabolic process. Gene Ontology annotation, molecular function: pyridoxal phosphate binding; glutamate decarboxylase activity. The record is from RefSeq and is a predicted model, not a curated record. Lineage: Eukaryota; Fungi; Ascomycota; Dothideomycetes; Pleosporales; Pleosporaceae. The coding region runs from base 1 to 1650 and encodes 549 amino acids. The transcript is spliced from 3 exons. Gene Ontology annotation, cellular component: cytosol.
AUGGCCGGACUCGCGAGACACGUAGACACGGAUGAGCUCCUUGAGACACUAAAGGACCACCCAAUUCACAAGGCCGGAGGCCACAAGUCCGCAAACCGAGCAACCUCACAUAUCACACCUUACUCGAGUCGCUAUGCCGCUGGCACAGAGUUGUCAAAAUUCAAAAUCCCGCACGAUGGCGCUCCUGCCGAUGUUGUUCACCAGCUACUCAAGGACGAGCUUGAUCUUGACGGACGACCCCAGUUGAACUUGGCUUCAUUCGUUGGAACAUACAUGGAGAAGGAGGCCGAGCAGCUCAUGAUUGAGAAUUUGUCGAAGAACAUGUCGGAUGCUGACGAGUACCCAGCAAUGAUGGACAUGCACGCACGAUGUGUAUCCAUCAUUGCUAACAUGUGGGGCGCACAGAAGGGCGAGAAGGCCAUCGGAUCGGCAACUACUGGUUCUAGCGAAGCUAUUCACCUUGGUGGACUCGCCAUGAAGCGUCGCUGGCAAGAGAAGAGAAGGGCCGAGGGCAAAGACACUUCAAAUCCAAACAUCAUCAUGGGCGCAAACGCACAAGUUGCUCUGGAGAAGUUUGCUAGGUACUUCGAAGUUGAGUCUCGCAUUCUUCCCGUAAGCGAAGACUCAUCCUACCGUCUGGAUCCAAAGUUGGUGAAGGAGAACAUCGACGAGAAUACAAUCGGUGUGUUUGUCAUCCUUGGUUCCACAUACACUGGACAUUACGAACCUGUGGAGGAAAUCUCCGAUAUCCUCGACGCCUUCGAGAAGGAGACUGGCAACGAUAUUCCCAUCCACGUAGAUGGUGCAUCUGGUGGCUUCAUCGCCCCCUUUACCCACGCGAAAGCUGGCAAGAAGUGGAACUUUGAGCUACCGCGAGUCAAAUCCAUCAACGUCAGUGGUCACAAGUUUGGUCUCGUGUAUGCUGGUGUCGGAUGGAUCAUCUGGCGAGACGAAAGCUACCUGCCCAAGCAUCUGAUCUUUGAGCUUCACUACUUGGGUGGAACAGAAGAGUCGUACACUCUGAACUUCUCACGUCCUGGAGCUCAGAUCAUCGCACAAUACUACAACUUGAUUCAUCUAGGGUUCUCGGGAUACCGUGCCAUUAUGGAAAACAUGUUGGCUAAUGCACGUCUACUGAGCAGGGCGCUCGAGCAUACGGGCUGGUACCGUUGCGUCAGCGACAUCCACCGCAAGAAGGGCGAUUUCAAGUUCGAGCAGGGCAAGAAGCAGUACGACGAAGGCGAAACAAGCGCAGACUACAAUGCUGGUCUACCCGUCGUUGCAUUCACUCUCACAGAUGAGUUCCACAAGGAAUUCCCCCAUGUCAAGCAAGAAGCGGUCAGCAAUCUGCUUCGAGCUAAGCAAUACAUUAUCCCCAACUACCCGCUGCCACCAGGCGAGGAGAAGACCGAAAUCCUUAGAGUAGUCGUCAGGGAGAGUCUGUCGCUUGACAUGAUCGACAGGCUAGUCACUGACAUAUGUGGCGUCACGGAGAUGCUGAUGAAGACGGAUGCGGUUGAUCUUUCGGCGUUCCAACCUGGUGCCAGCCCUAGCAUCGAGAAGCAGCAUGCCAAUAAGGGACUGCGGAAAGAGCACAAGCACAAGGCGCAGAGACCGACAAAUGAUGGCGUAUACCGCACCGUUUGUUAG